GGGGGCGUCAACUGGUGCCAGGGGCAUCGAUUUGUGACCCUUUCUCAUCAGGACGUUUGCGCCUGGAAGGCCUCGCCUGAGCCGAUUGCCUCGCGGGUGCAGCAUUCAUAAACGGUCGGCUUCAUGACGUCGUUCUGGCGAUAGAGUUACCGGGACAGCGGCUGCACUUGUGGCGACGCGCUUGCGCCGGGCACGCGCCAGUGUUGCCCAGUUUUGUUUCAGGUCUUGGGACCUUCACGUUAGAUAGAAGAAUUUGUUCAAGAUGGCGAACGUAGACAACUACUUCUCGGUGCUGGCGCUGUUCAUCCUCUUUCGGGAGACCAUUGAGGCGUCCAUUAUUUGUGGUGUGCUCCUCCAAUUCCUCAAUCGCGCCAAACCAGCAUUGAAGAAGUCAGUAUGGUGGGGCGUGGCGGGCGGCGUGGGUGUCAGUAUCAUCUUCGGCAUCAUCUUCAUCGCAGUAUACUACACAGCUCAAAGCAACCUGUUCAAAGGCACGAAUCGUGACUGGUUCAAGGGCAUCAUCAGCUGGAUUGCGGCAGCGCUCAUUACCUACCUUGGCUUUGCUAUGCUUCGCUUCGUCGGCUGGGAGGAAAAGUGGAAGCGCCGGCUGGAGGCCGCGGUGCAGCAAAAGAUUCCGAUCGCCAAGGUUGAGGGCGAGGAGGCCGUGGGCGGCGCCGCCAACGACCCAGCAGCCGUGGAGGGCGCUGCCCCCGCCUCCAAGGACGGCGCCAACGGGUCCGCCGCCGCAGCAGCCGGCAAGUCGGCCGCCCUCACCAGCUCGCCCACGCUCCAGACCACCUCCUCCUCCUCCGGCAGCCGCACGCGUACCUCGGAUGAGGCCAUCCUGGCCAAGCCCGCCGCCGCCAUCUCUCCCGCCGCCGUGGCCUCCGGCUCCGGCCCCUCUAUCGGCUCGGGCCCCGCGCCGGACGUGCUGCUGGCGGCCCGCGCCACCACUGACCUGGAGCUGGGAGCCGGCACGGACGAGAAGACGGGCGCGGCACUGGUGGUCGCGGCGGAUGGCGAGGUGGAGCCCGCCAACAUGAUCACGGAGGACGGGCGCGACAUGAGCCCGCCCACGCGCAAGGAGCACUGGAACAUCUUCAUGCUGGUGUUCACCACGGUGGUGCGCGAGGGCAUCGAGAGCGUGGUGUUCCUGGGCGGCCUCGGCAACGUCAAGCUGCAGGCCAUCCCGCUGGCUGCGCUGGUGGGCAUCACGGCGGGCGUGCUGGUGGGCAUGUUCCUGUACUACUCGGGCCGCACCGUGAAGCACAUCAAGUGGCUGGUCAUCGGCAUGGCGGUCAUCAUCUUCUUCAUUGCCGCCGGACAGGUGAACAUCGGCACGGACUCUCUCAUGCGCGCCGGCAUGUUUGGCUACUGCUCGCCUUGGCUGGACGAGCGACCCUGGUACAUGAUUCCCUUGUACGACUGGAGCGCCUGCUGCGCCGACACCGACCCCACCGGCACCGAGCCCACCGACGUCCAGAACCGCAAGCGCUUCUUCGCGCUUGCCCGCGCUAUUUUCGGCUACCAGGACAAGGCCACGCCGCUGGAGGUCAUCAUCUACUGCGGCUUCUGGAGUGUCAUCUUCGCCGUCAUGGCCAUCAAGGCAUGGCGCGCCGAGCUGUUUGAUGCCGACUACAAGCACAACCGCGAGCUCAGGCGGCUGCGGAAGGAGGCGCGCCGGCAGGCCGAGGCGGAGGCGGCGGAGGCGGCGGCUGCGGCCGACAAGGUGGCGGCGCUUGAGGCGGGUGAGGCUAGCGGCGCGCUGCCGACGGACGCCGACAUCAUGCCGGACCUCGGCGCCAGCAACGUGAAGCUGUGCGUGCAGCCGGAGGGCGCGGCGCCUGCCGCUGAGCACAAGGCGGCGGCGGCGGGCGGCUCUGCAUGACGCGGUGCCAACUUAUAGUUGUCACUCUAUAGGUGCUAGAACUGUUAGCAGUGCCGGGGGUCGCGCAUCGGUGCAUCAGCUGUUUGCUGCAUGCGCGAUGCUUCUUGUCAGGGGCUGGCUAACCAGCUAGCUACGUGCGAGUUGCGCUCUUAUGUGUUUUGUUCUGGGGUGCCACCUUGCACGGGUGCGUUGCGGCUGCGCCCUACCGUAGCCAGCCUGGAACGUGCCAGCGAGCUGGCCGUGUCGAGGCUGGGGCUGCUUGCCUGCUCUGCAUUGAUACAAGCGUUGUUUGGGUGGUUUGGCCCCAUGCUGCUGCUGCGGGUGAUUUUUUAUGCGUCCAUGGACCUGCGCACCGUGCCUGCGCAUGGACAUGGGCCAAAAAGACGAUGUCGCUAGUUCGAGCGCAAUGUGCAUGUUAUGUCAUACGAGUGCAGAUGACCUUGAGUAAGCCCCACUGCUUUUCGCUUGGAAUUAGGCCGGCGCAAACCUGGCAGGUGCAUAGGGCUGGGCAGGAGGCGGUUGAGUGUUUCGGGGUUGGGUGGCAGGGUCUUGGCUGCGCUAUCGACAUGCUGUUCGGCGACACACGCGCCGGGUAUUGCAAGUCACCAGGCAGGUCGGGGGCUAUGAGGUGUCGGUGUGGUGGCGGUUUCUUGACCAGUAAUGUAUGAGCGAUGUGAGCUAAUGCAGGGACCUAGAACCCAGUUCUGUACGAGAGGCUACUUGCCGCGGAAGUCGGGCCCUACUACCGUGGAGGCAUGUCGCACCCGUGGAGGGCACUAUACGAGAGGCAGUGAGCAAGAUGAUACCUUAGGGCGCAUGAUACCUAUGCUUGCACAAGAAUUAUUUAGGAGCGGGGCGGUCGAUGGCUUGGGCGAUCGUCCGACUCCCCACGUGGAAAGGUCGGUCAGAAUCGGUCAUGUAACCGGUGCACCCACGGAUCACCUGGAGCCCCGCGAACAUGUGUAACGUGACGAGCGG
Molecule: messenger RNA, 2866 nt
Organism: Chlamydomonas reinhardtii
Lineage: Eukaryota; Viridiplantae; Chlorophyta; Chlorophyceae; Chlamydomonadales; Chlamydomonadaceae
Exons: 7
Coding region: 263-1888 (541 amino acids)
Biological process (GO): iron ion transmembrane transport
Cellular component (GO): high-affinity iron permease complex; plasma membrane
Molecular function (GO): ferrous iron transmembrane transporter activity
Source: RefSeq, a predicted model, not a curated record